AAGCUACCAGCCAAGAUGUUGGAAAUAUAAUUGAAUAUAAUGAAUUCCAAUUAUUGAAGAUCAUAUCAGAGAGCAUGGGGAUUAUGGGAACAAUCCGUUUGCAGGCGAUAGCGGGCCACGCCCGGAAGCAUGUAUUUCUGCUGGGAUCCAGAAAGUCUUCGCCGGAGGCGGCCGCGGUGCCGAAGGGGCACGUGGCGGUGUACGUAGGGGGGAGGACGGAGGAGAAGAAGCGGCGGUACGUGGUCCCGAUAUGGUACCUGAAGCAUCCGCUGUUCCAACGGCUGCUCCGCCUCGCCGAGGAGGAGUACGGGUUUCACCACCCAAUGGGAGGCCUCACCAUCCCCUGCACCCAGUCUGCUUUUUCGACCGUCACUUCCGCCAUCCUUUCCCAAUGUCCGCCGCCGCCUGCCCGCCGGAGAUCGGGAUCAUCUUAAUAAUACAUAUAUAUGAAUUAUGAUCACCAUCGGCAUUAAUAUAAUUAAGCUAGCUAGUUAAG
Molecule: messenger RNA, 496 nt
Organism: Cuscuta campestris
Lineage: Eukaryota; Viridiplantae; Streptophyta; Magnoliopsida; Solanales; Convolvulaceae
Source: the annotation of a GenBank genome assembly